UGAUGAACCACACUCCAUACCAGUUGGAGGCGGUAAUGCACAGCUUCAGUUUUUUCCAACCGCAAAUAAACCUCAGAAGAAGAAGAUACCGCGCAUGACCCACGUGACUUCCGCCUUCAGGUUCUUUCCAUAGAGGUCUAUAGGAGAGUCGCCUCACUCUCUAUUGUAACGCCCUGAGUUCUCUGUCUGAUGAAAAAUAAAGUAACGUUGCUUCGCUGAGUUUGGAUGAAAGAGCUGUAACUGUUUAGGAACCGUUAAAGGAUCGUUAGAAGAGAAACUAACAACAGAGAUGUGGAGGCAGCAGCUCAAACGGUGGCAGAGUGCAGCAGAGGGAGAGAUUUCUAAGACGGCGACAAAAGACAAAGAAUAUAAGCUGAGUCACGACAUCAUGGAUGCUGGUUUCAACCCCAGAGUUGUGCUGCACAGAUUAGAUGUUAAGCAGAUCCUCCUGGUUAAAGAAGCUCCUCUAGACCACAGACCUUGUGAUGACCUGCAUGACCCAAAGCCCCCACACAUAAAGGAGGAACAGGAGGAAGUCUGCACCAGUCUGGGAGGAGAGCAGCUCAAUGGGAAAGAGGAGUUUAAUCCCAUCAGGUUUCCAGUGAAUGCUACUCCCAUAAAGAGUGAGGAUGAUAAACAGUCCCUACUGCUCUCACAGAUUUAUCAAGACAAAGUUAAAGGCAGAGAGCUUCCAGAAGAGAACGAUGGAGGAGAAGAAUCCAUCCGGUUACAACAUCAUGAAGAUGGUUCCAUUUCUCCACAAACUGAAGACACUAAGGAUGAAGAGGAUGAUGAUGUAAAGCACCCCGUCUCUGAGCUGAAACACUUGUCCGACUCUGGACUGAAAACUAAGGACAUGGACAAUGACUGGAAGGAGAGCAGAGCUCCUAAGUCAGAUGGAAACAAUAACAACCCUUUUAACUCCCCUGAGUUUGCUGAACUAUGUGUUGACCAUCACUUGCUUCAGAAAGACGAGAAAUAUUCAAAAAUACGAUCUUCAAGAUAUCUGGAUAAUAAGACAUGUUUUACAGAGAAGAAAAAUCUGGACUCAAAAAAGAAAGUCCAGAAAGGAGUAAAGCUUAGCUGUGAAGACUGUGGUAAAACAUUUAUUAGAAAACACACUUUACAAAUACACAUGAGAAUCCACACAGGAGAGAAACCUUUCUGUUGUGAUCUGUGUGGACAAAGAUUUAGCCAGAAAGCAAAUUUAAACAGACACAUGAGCAUCCACACAGGACAGAAACUUUUCUGUUGUGAUCUUUGUGGACAAAGAUUUAGUCGUAAAGGAAAUUUAAACAGGCACAGGAGAAGCCACACAGGUCAGAAACCUUUCUGUUGUGAUCUUUGUGGUGAAAGAUUUAGUCAAAAAGCCUAUUUAAAAAAACACAUAACAAUCCACACAGGCGAGAAACCUUUCUGUUGUGAUCUUUGUGGCGAAAGAUUUAGUCAAAAAGCCUAUUUAAAAAAACACACAAGAAUCCACACAGGUGAGAAACCUUUCUGUUGUGAUCUUUGUGGACAAAGAUUUAGUCAAAAAGCCUACUUAAUCAAACACACUCAAAUCCACACAGGACAGAAACCUUUCUGUUGUGAUCUGUGUGGACAAAGAUUUAGCAAGAAAUCAAAUUUAAACAAACACACUCGAAUUCACAUAAGGCAGAAACCUUUCUGUUGUAAUCUUUGUGGAGAAAACUUUUGUCAAAAAGCCUAUUUAAACAAACACAUAAGAAUCCACACAGGGGAUAAGCCUUUCUGUUGUGAUCUUUGUGGACAAAGAUUUAGGCAUAAAUCGCAUUUAAACAGACAUAUAACAAUCCACACAGGACAGAAACCUUUCGGUUGUGAUAUUUGUGGACAAAGAUUUAGGCAAAAAUCAUGUUUAAACAGACACACUCGAAUCCACACAGGACAGAAACCUUUCUGUUGUGAACUUUGUGGACAAAGAUUUAGCCAAAAAUCACAUUUAAACAGACACAUAAGAAUCCACAUUGAAAGGAAAAUGGCUUAGCUAUAAAUACUCGCUCAAGCUGCACGGCUGUAGUUUGCUGUGGCAAAUUGAUGUCAUUUGUGAUUAGAGUCAACAUUCUUCAAAUGUUUCAAUGUUUCUCUUGUGGUUAAUUUAUAUAUUUUUCUUAAAGAUGUCUUUACUUGUAUAACUGGAAUUUCUUUGCCAGGUAAGUUUUAUUCACUAUAUUUAGUCUUUUUGUUUAGAUGGAGCUGUAGCACAGGUGUGUUUUCAUGGUAUGUAAAUAGUUUUACGGUUUUAGAUACAGAAUCAGGGCACCUUGCUGUCAUUAGGUCGACCAUGAACUCCUCUGUAUACCAGAGUAUCUUUGAGUCAAGGUUAAUCAG
Girardinichthys multiradiatus is the source of this 2352-nucleotide messenger RNA. Its product is annotated as zinc finger protein OZF-like. The transcript has 2 exons. Bases 290 to 2008 code for a protein of 572 amino acids. Gene Ontology annotation, molecular function: RNA polymerase II cis-regulatory region sequence-specific DNA binding; DNA-binding transcription factor activity. NCBI's taxonomy places the organism in Eukaryota, Metazoa, Chordata, Actinopteri, Cyprinodontiformes, Goodeidae. The record is from RefSeq and is a predicted model, not a curated record. Gene Ontology annotation, biological process: regulation of transcription by RNA polymerase II.